UGUACCAAGUAUCGUUUCUUCGUCCAAAGCAAAUCUGCCACCGAUCUAUCUCAGUUUCAAUUCAAACAUGGGUUUGAUUCACUCGACUAAAACACAGAGAGGAGCUCCUGUAUCCUUAGGAUUUUAUUUGUAUCGAAUGACAAAUAACAAUAUCAUCCUCAACCAUGACUUCUCCGGAGGCUUGCAAUUCUGGCGCCCAAAUUGCUGCCAUGGGUAUGUGAUAUCAAAAGCACCUGGUUGCGCUGAAGGAGUGGUUUCUGAAUCAGGGACAAGCUAUGCCGUUGCCUCGAAUAGAACCCAGCCUUGGCAAGGUCUAGAGCAGGACAUCACUUCGAGGAUUUCCCCGCAUUCUAGCUACACCUUCUUUGCUUCAGUUCGAGUACGUGGGUGCCAUGAGUCUCGCGUCCAAGCUACGCUCAGGUUGGAGCAGGUGGGCUCCUCGCCCACUUUUGCUUACAUUGGAAGCACCAUAGCGUCAAACAAGAGGUGGGUUAAUCUGGAAGGGAAGUUUUCUUUGACGAGUGUUCCAACGCGUGUGAUUGUUUAUCUGGAAGGUCCUGAUCCCGGCGUUGAUUUGCUUGUCGAUCAGGUUUACGUUUGUCAUUCUUCUGGCCCUACCCGCGGCGAAUUUGAGGAAGAGGUUAAAGCUGUCACAGAUGAUGAGGCUGAGAACAUCAUACUAAAUCCUCGGUUUGAAGAUGGUCUUAAUACUUGGAGUGGAAAAGGUUGCAAGAUUGUUUUACAUCGUUCCAUGGGAGAUGGUAAAGUUCUCCCAAUGACUGGAAAGGUUUUUGCUUCGGCAACUGACCGCAAACAAAACUGGAACGGGAUUCAACAGGACAUAACUGGUCGGGUGCAGAGCAAGCUUGCCUAUGAGGUCACUGCAAUUGUUCGAAUAUUCGGAAAUUCUCCCAGUGCAGACGUACGGGCAACAUUAUGGGUUCAAAACACAAACCAGCAAGAGCAAUACAUUGGCAUUGCCAAUGUACAAGCAACAGAUAAGGACUGGACUCAGUUGCGAGGAAAGUUUCUUUUGAAUGAAGCUGCUUCUAGAGUAAUUGUAUAUUUGGAGGGACCAUCAGAAGGCACUGAUAUACUUGUGAACAGUUUAGUUGUGAAGCGUGCAAUGAAGCCAUCACCUUCACUUCCACCUGUAAUUGAGAUACAGGGCGAGGCCUGUUUUAGAUGCAAUCUGAUUUCUGGAGGACAACCUGGCUGCUUUUGAUGUUAUGUGACUGGUAAGGAGUACCGCUGGAGCCAUUACCUUUUGGUUGAUUUGCAGCAUUUGCUUCUUGGUAGGAUCAAUUUCUUCCAAAACUUUCGUGUGACCUAACAAAGCAAAAGAACAUACUUUAGUUUGU
This is a messenger RNA of Nymphaea colorata (pocket water lily), 1361 nucleotides long. Its product is annotated as endo-1,4-beta-xylanase 1-like. The transcript has 5 exons. Gene Ontology annotation, molecular function: hydrolase activity, hydrolyzing O-glycosyl compounds. The record is from RefSeq and is a predicted model, not a curated record. Bases 68 to 1225 code for a protein of 385 amino acids. Gene Ontology annotation, biological process: carbohydrate metabolic process. Lineage: Eukaryota; Viridiplantae; Streptophyta; Magnoliopsida; Nymphaeales; Nymphaeaceae.